AGCUACUUGCUCCGCAUGAUGUAGUUACUCGAUACACACACAAAUCCCUCCAAUGACUGUACUAAUUAGCGACACAUGCUUUCCUUGCAAAUCGUUCGACAGAAGAUCGAGUCGAUCAGACUUGUUGAUGCUUGUUUUUAAGGGCAGCUAAGAUAUGUCUGAGACUAAAAAGGGGGAGCACACGGGUAUGUGCUCACCGGGUCUUCGCAGGGAGCCUUAGGUGCUUCUUAGCGAGACAUGGUGGCUAAAUAACUACCAUCAAGAGAAGAUGCAUUCCUCAAUUUGGAAUGGAUCGGUACACCAUUGCCAAGCCGGAGAUUUCACUGACUUACACGCAAAUUAUCCUUACCAGCGGGUGUAGAUCUACACGUACAUCGUUAUUUCAUUCUAGCUUGUGAUUGUCUACUUCGUUGUAUUUCCUUGGCGCAUCCCCCUGGCUGUUCCAUAUCAAGGAUCCAAGUUAGAACCAAACCUCUGGGUCCUUCUUUACGCACAUACGAUUGACCUACGACUACGACGACGCUAGACAUCGCGAUGCCGUCCCUAGAUGUGAGCGAGCUGAACAUCGUCGUUUCUGUACUUGGUGCUUUCACUGUGAUAUACGGCCUGGUAGCUGUUAAGUUAAAGGGUGUUUGGUACCUUGGGGAGGCAUUGCCAGCAGUCCUCACCGGCACGAUCUUAGGACCUAUCGCAGCAAGGUUCUUAGACGCGAAACGAUGGGGAUCAGCUACCCCAGACCAACAAGAUGCGAUAACGCUUGGUGUGAUGAGGGUUAUGAUUGGUAUUCAACUGGUCAUUGCGGGAUACCAGCUACCCGCCAGAUAUCUUCAACUUCACCGUAAAGCAUUAAUCGUCUGCCUUGUUCCUAUCAUGGCAUUGAUGUGGCUGGCAACCUCCGUUUGCGUACUCGCAACGAUCCCGAAGAUUUCGUUACUUGCAGCUCUUGUUAUGGGGGCUUGUGUUACGUCUACAGAUCCGAUCCUCUCACAAGCCGUCGCCAAGGGCCCGUUCGCUGACAAGUACGUGGCCCGGCCUCUCCGAGAGAUCAUCUCAGCUGAAGCCGGUGCCAACGAUGGUUUCGCUUCGCCUUUCCUCAUGCUUGCUGUCAACCUCCUACGCCUUACGGAAAACAGGGAGGAAAAGCUUGUCGAGCGCGGUCGAGGCGUUGGCGAGGAUACGCGUGAUGUAGGCAUUGCCUUGGGGAACUGGGUCAUCGAAACUCUUAUCUACAUCGUAUUACUAGCCGUCGUAUACGGGGCUGUUACGGGGUACUGUGCUAGAAUGGGAGUUAGAUUCUCACUAUCUCGAAGAUGGAUCGACUCGGAGAGCUAUCUGCUUUUCCCGACGGCGUUGGGUCUAUUUAUUGUUGGAACUUGCGGAGCUAUCGGUACAAGUGACCUUCUUGCUUGCUUUGUCGCAGGUUGCGCAUUAAACUGGGACGGACAGUUCCUUGCAGAGACAGAACGCCGCCAUGACGAAGUUAACUCGUGCAUUGACGUUAUGCUCAACUUUGGCGGCUUCAUGUAUAUCGGUAUUGCUAUACCUUGGCAGGAAUUCCAUCAACCCGCUACUACUGGCAUUACCUAUCCUCGUCUCUUUGGUUUAGGCGUCCUCGUUCUCCUAUUUCGACGAAUCCCUGCUUUACUUCUUACAUAUAAGACGAUGCCGGCAGUAGUAAAAAACUGGAGGGAAGCGUUAUUCAUGGGAUAUUUUGGCCCGAUAGGCGUCGGGGCGGUGUACUAUCUUCAGCAUACACGAUUGCUGUUCCCAAAGGAAAAGGCAGCCAGUGCGAGGGAGCGGGAACUCCUUGACGCCAUAUGUCCGGUGGUAUAUUUCCUCGUCCUCUUCUCCAUCGUAGUACACGGCCUUUCAAUACCAAUUCUUAGUGCCAUCUACAAAUACACCAACGUCCGACCGAUUACCGAAGAUGCUGUUGCAAUUAGACGAAGGAGCAUCUAUAUGGCGACUCCGGUGAAUGCUUUUGCGGGGGAUCAUGAUACGUUCAUCGUUUAUAACCGAUUCUUCCGCCCUCUUGUAAACAUGGCGACACUUCCAAUUACGCGCUCUCGUAAUCGUAGCGACAACGAUAGUAUCUCAACAGAAGCUGAAGAGGAUAAAAGUCGUUCUCAGUUGGUUAGUAUAAAUAGAAUGAUUGCAAGACAGGAAAACUGAAGAGAUGGGAAGUUUCGUAUGUUUAGUUAUAGAAGACAUCCCCCUGGAGUGGGACUUGGUGGAGAGGUAUGACAACCUCCAUUGUACGAAAUUAUGAAGCUAUUUUAGACGAUCGUCUCAGCCUAUUGUAUAUAGACUCAAUAUUUCAUUACUGACUAUGAUAGAUUUCUCGCUUGGAGAUUAACUUAAUUAUGCC
Molecule: messenger RNA, 2368 nt
Organism: Daldinia loculata
Lineage: Eukaryota; Fungi; Ascomycota; Sordariomycetes; Xylariales; Hypoxylaceae
Product: Cation/H+ exchanger
Exons: 6
Coding region: 535-2172 (545 amino acids)
Biological process (GO): sodium ion export across plasma membrane; regulation of membrane potential; proton export across plasma membrane
Cellular component (GO): plasma membrane
Molecular function (GO): sodium:proton antiporter activity
Source: RefSeq, a predicted model, not a curated record